AUGUAGAACAUUGAUACAGGUGAAGGAAUGAUACAGCUGUUCUGUGCUGCUCAGACCAAAAAAGGGGCUCGCUGGAAGCUUGAUAUCCAAACAAUACAACACCUACAGGAGUUGAUGACCAAAUUGAUAACUGAGACUCCAGACCAUCCAAUCCCUUUUCUCAUUGAUCACCUGCAGACCAAGCAAGACAGCCCUGGCAAGCUACACAGAGCUUUCUCAGGUUCUGCUGCACUUUGGGCACAGAGCUCCCCAGAAAACAAAAACACUCGGAGGGAGUACAUCAACUAUGAAAAGCCGUGGCAAAUUCACCCAAAGAAGCCAAAAAAAUCAAAGAGCGACCUUGCUGUUUCAAGUAUCUCUCCGCCUUCACCAGAAUCCAAAUCCCUGCCUCGGUCAAUCGAGUACCCGCCCUGGGACUGGAGGGAGAGCAGGGACUUUGAUGAGCUCAACCACAUUUUGCAGGAGAGCAAGAAGCUCGGCAAGGCCCUGGAGAGCCUGUCGCGCAGCAUCGCCAUCUCUGAUGAGCUUGACCAGAACUUGGUGGGAUAUAACGCAGUUCUGCGCCCUCGGGUGGUGGGGGAGUGGGUUGGUCGGGACGAAGAUGACGCAGACCCGCUGGCUGCGGAAAUGCUGCACCCUCCCGUCCCUCGGUCUAAAACUGAAGUAUGUUGGAGUGGAGACAGCAGCCCUGCUGGGAGCCUGAAGAUGGAAGCGAAGAGCAAAGGGCUAAAGGAGCAGCAGCAUCAUCAUAAGAAGCUUCUGGCUGCCAUGCUGUCCCAGGACUCCUUUGAUUCAGUCCACAGCCCCACCCCCUCUGUUGUGGAAGAGGAGAUCGAGGACGAGGAUGAUGCCAUGGAGCUUCUGGAGGACCUGGAUGACCUGCGGAUGGAGGGUGUGACAGGGCUGGUUCUAUCCGGCAGUAAGUUCAGCCAAGGACGCAGCUCCUAUCAGCCUGAACCACAGGCCAAAGUUACACUCAACAUCUGCUCUAGGUGUGCCAGGUUGCAGGGAGACACACUAUCAGACAGCAGAUCAGAAGAGGAGCAUAGGCCACACAUAUCUGAACAAGCUGUACCUGAUAUAUCUUCUCCUUUGCCCGGGUUGGACACGGUGGCGGGACGACUCCAGGAAUGCGACACCUUAUCUCAGAUGUCAGGCUCUCGUCAGGCUGUCUGGGAGGCUGAUCUGAAGGCUGUGAGAGGUGGGAGCUCUGUCGGGCAGACGGGCCUGCUACUGGGCGACUCCCUCUUUUCUAAAGAGCUGGAGAACAUGGGCAAACAGCUUGCUGAGGUUGAGAAGGACCUGGCAAAGCUGGCAGAAGUAGGAAAGAUGACCACCCGAAGCUCCAAUAAUCCACAUAGCAGCCUAUACCACACCCCAGUGCGCCACAGAACUCUACCUGACACACUCCCCCUCCCCAGCCUCGUGUCCAGGCCCCAGUCUCCAGCUGGUAGCCUUACGGGGAAGUCUUGUGGUGUGGGCCUCCCCUUGCUUAGCCCCAAGACCACGACCCUCACCAUGGGUAGGACUCAGUCUCCUAGCAACCCUGGGAGCAGGACUCAAACCCCCAGAACACCCAGCAGGCCCAUAACCCCAAAUAGUUUGCUGACACGCUCCACCUUUAACUCCGGCUCUUAUAAAGAGGUGACCUUCAGGAGGUCACGGAGCCGCCCUGUUACACCCACAAGUCAGCCAAUACUUACCCGACCGCUGCUCACCCCUCCAGGGCUAAGCAGCACAGAUACCCUUGGUGCCAGCCUACGGGCCUAUCUGUCUGAGGAUGAGUUUUACCAGCAGUUACAGGCCAUCAGACAGCCUUGGCAUAUUCCUAGUGACACAGACAGUGACAUCCUGGACCCUCCAGAACAGGAUAAAAGUGGUUCACGAGACGCCAAUAAGAGAUCCGUGUUUUCAGGCCUAUAGUGACGGAGACCAGAGACAUUGAUCCAAUCAAACUAUUAUGCAAACUGCUGGACAUUUUGAAUAUGUGAAUACACAGACAAUUAUUUUUAUAAUUCAUAGAUAGGAAAGAAAAAGAUUGUAUACUUUUUCACAGAUAUUUCAUACACAUUGUACUGUAACUGUACGAUAAAAAUGUGAAAAUAUGACUUGAGAGUAUGAAAUAUGCCAUUUAUUUUUGUUUGCUCUAUAGCAUGCUACUGAAAUUCUACAUGGAGUCCAGCAAACAGAUGCAUUUUGUUGUCAGUAGACUUUUUCUAGGCCUGUGGCAUAUUCACACUGUCAAGGCAGCACACCUAUGUUAGGAUAGUGUUUAUUAAAUGCACUGGUGAAAGAUUUUGUGUGUUUUUUUUUUAAAGAUACGCAAGUUCUGAAGGGUAUCCGUGGAAUGCUGUUAUAUUGAUUUGGUGCACUUGUUCUAUUUUCUACCCCAGUGUAGCACACCUUGUUCUGCUAUUUUAUUUAGCGCUUUCUGAAUUUCAACCUGGGAGGAGGGAAAAAAGCACUGAAAGAGGAGUUUUUACCCCCUAAAGCUCGAGGCAGUUUUGUUCAAAAAUUUCCCCAGAAAUAAGCCAAAAUGAAAAGAAACAAAAACAACUUGGCCUCAACGGAUGAGGCGCUUGGGAGAAUUUUGUAAUACAACACGCCUCAUUGUCCCCAUCAUCAGGUUGAACGAGUUCUUAUAAACUCCAGGAAAGAAUUUUAGUUUUACUCCUUCCAAAUCAAUCCUUAAACAAAAAAGAAAAAAGGAGAGUACACACAUCCUCGUAGUGAGUCAUUAAACUCUUAUGAUACUUAAACGGUCCUAAAAAUUCCACCAAAUAUGAGUCCACAGAAAUGAAGGAUAACAUCCAUUAUAUUCAUAGCCGUACUUUGCGUACUUUUUGUGUGCCAUGCAUGACAACCUUUGAAAAGUUGGGCCAGAUGCAGCCUGUUCCUUGUGCAAGGACCUCCAGUGGUGCAUAGAGAUUAACUCUAAACCUAACGUGUAAUAAUGAAGUCUUGGUUUAAUCCAGUCUUUCCCCCAUCUUUUCCCCAGCGUUUAACUAUGCGUCUCUUACGUACAUGGAGGUUCUGCACAGAGACGUGACCUUUUACCGCACUGCCUCUUCUGUUUGCCUGGGCACUUGUUAGUUAAACUGUGGCUGUCUCAGAGUAACACAGACAACGUCAGCUCCAGAGACAGGCGCACCACGGACACAGCCUUCAGUCUGACAGUCUGAUCCCUUCACUCGAACCCCACUGAGUUUUGCGGUAAGGUACGCCGAGCAAUGCCAGCUCUCGAGCCUGUCCCUCGGGAUGUGGUUGCAAACUACUCAGAUCUCCAGCCUCAUUUCACAACGGCUGAUUCCUGUAAAAAGGAUGUGUAAGAAGACUAAUCACUUCAAAACUCCCAUCCUGUAAAACAUGGCAUGUGAAUUAAUGCCCCGCGCAUUCUAGCACAUUGUGUGCUCUUUGGAAAGAGGAUGUGGUUUCUCGCAGAUCUGUGGAAAAAUUUCAGGGCAUGGCAUAAUUAACUCACAGUGGUGCCUUGAUAUAAUCUUUAUAACACCAUAAACAAUAUUUUCCUAACAGAGAAGGGAAAUGUAUCGCUUUGCGUAUUUCAAUUUUCGUAUUUCAUAUUCCAUUUUCCCUAUGUUGGAAAAACAUUCGGGAAUGUGACUGCUGUCUGUUCUUGUUCCACUGAUCGCAGGCAUGUUAGCUCCGUUUAUACUAUCAAUAUUUUCUCUUGAGUUCAUGUGUCUCCUCCAGGCUUUCAUGUUUUGUGUCAGCCAAAUUUCAAGGCAUGAGGAGUUCUGGAAAAAGGCAAGACACUCUGAGAGAUGAGGACUUCAAUUACUGCCACAGAUGUCGCACAAAAUAAGCACUCUGAUCCUUUCUCCUCUGCUUUUUGUGUCUGCCAAUGUCUCUGUACAUAAAAUUACCCACACCCUCGCGCUGCGUAGUAUCAUAUUUCAGAUUGUAGCUAUAUGAUAUUAUGCUUACCGCAAAGAUGAUUGUGAUUGUCAGUUUUAUGCCGCACAAUCAGAGAGAGAUCAAAUUGCUUAUCGUUAAUACUUCUCUGCGGAAUAUGAAACCCUCAGCAUCUUCUUAAAGUGUGCAUAUUGUGCAGGCUUUAUACGUCAGGCCCAAAGCAACUGUAAGGGCCACCCAGGCAUAGCAACAGCCACCGCUGUACUUACCGUGAGAUCCAGACCACCAUCAAUGGUCAGCAGGCUGACCCAUGUCCUAAUUUACAACUGAACAGACUGGGAAUUAUCUUGACAUACAGCACAAAUAAAUCUAUGGUUGGUGGGAGGUACGCUUUGAAGGCAUAUAGAGUCAUUUGUUGUUUGAAAUGUCCCAAUAUUACGAGAAUGUGUGACAUGGGGAAAACUAUGUGUAUAGAAAGACUGGGUAUGACUUUUUGUGGGCAGAGUGUGUGUGCAGGUUGGUUAAACUGUAAGGCCUUUUGGUGUUAUGAGAAAGGAAACCAGUGUUUAAUUCCUGUUUGUGAAAUGUUUUAAUUACGUUAAAUGCUUUUGAGUUUUCCACAGAUAAACGUAUUAUAUACUUUUUGAACUUUCACAUGAAGAGGACGAAAUCUGCAUAAGUAGCUAGUACUUCAUUCUACACUGCCGCUACACGUGGUAGGCUAUAAUUAUGGAGAAGCUCCAUAUUAAACCCUUUUUGUGAGGACUCCUCAGCAGAAUCACCCGGGGAGGUUUAUGUGGGUCCUUUUUAUGGUAACUGUAAUUUAAAACAUAAUCAUCAAUCUGGAUUUUGUUUUCUGUGUUCAUUGAAGUGAACUGCCUGUUCUCACAGAACUAAUAAAAAUCAGCCUCCGCUGUUCUUUAACUGUUUACUACUUUGAGUCUGUCAUCAGCAUGGAAGUGCUGUCAUUUGAAGCCGAGGUAGGAGUUUUGGCCCAUUAAAGCAGGCCCAAUUCACUUUGUUUUCUAAAAAUUUAGAGCAAUAAACUUUCCUAGCUGCAGUAAAAGAAACAAUAAGCAAUAAAAGACUGCACCCAUCAUUGUUUGUAGAGCAGAACAUGAGUUCACAUGUUGUUGACAGGACUUCUGGUUUCUGCACGCACAGCCAGAAGUGUUUUGCACAUUGGUGCACUUUUACUACAAUACAAACAAUGCUGAUCUUUGCUGACAAGAGUGACACCCGGUGUGGUCUUCUGCUGCGUCAAGGUUCGACAUGCUGUACAUUCAGUGAUGCUCUUCUGCAGAACAUCUCGAAGCAGUCCGGCCGUUCUCCUCUGGCUUUGGGCAUCAACAAAGGCAUUUUCCCUCAUAGAACUGCUGCUUUCUGGGUAUUUUCUCCUUUUCACACCAUUCUCUGUGUAAACUAGGGUGACCAAACGUCCUCUUUUUUUUGCACUUGUUGACUUGUAAAAGCCUAUAUGACAUUUUUUAAUUUUACCACUCAUUAACCGCACAGAGAAGGCAUCGUUUAAAUAUACAAAACUUUUCUUUAAGCAGACAGUAUUAUUAAAAUUCUUCAUGACUGGGCUAAUUGUCCUCUUUUUGGAAAUCUAAAUAUGAUCACCCUAGAACCCUAGAGAUGAUGGCUGCUUAGAUUUUUGCUUAAACAUGGGGAUGAACAGGUGUACCCAAUGACUGUUAAGUAUAACACAGAUUUAGGUUAAAAUUAGUCAAUAAACAAAGCUUUAUUUAUCUUUUUAUUUAAUGUACAUUGUCUUGAGUAUUAUGUGGCACAUUUCUCCCUGAAUAUAAUAGAACAAAUGAUUAAAAGGUAUGAGUAACAUUAUCUAAAUGUUUAUAUCAUUUUUGAUUUAAAAGCUGUUUAGAAUGUGUACAGGUUCCAAGGAACAACAAGCAAUAAGCAACACAAAAAACCAUAUCAUACACAUCGGCAUUUUUCUUCGCCUGCUUCUAAUCAAAGGAAUGGUCAAUGGCAUCUAAUUAAAUGGUUGACAGACACUAAACCAGCGGUCCCCAACCUUUUUUGCGCCACGGACCGGUUUAUGCCCGACAAUA
This is a messenger RNA of Haplochromis burtoni (Burton's mouthbrooder), 5948 nucleotides long. It is a transcript of the gene cunh8orf34, whose product is annotated as chromosome unknown C8orf34 homolog. The record is from RefSeq and is a predicted model, not a curated record. Lineage: Eukaryota; Metazoa; Chordata; Actinopteri; Cichliformes; Cichlidae. The transcript has 15 exons. Bases 28 to 1923 code for a protein of 631 amino acids.